This is a messenger RNA of Mus pahari (shrew mouse), 3712 nucleotides long. It is a transcript of the gene Npr1, whose product is annotated as natriuretic peptide receptor 1. Gene Ontology annotation, cellular component: membrane. Gene Ontology annotation, biological process: cGMP biosynthetic process; intracellular signal transduction; protein phosphorylation. The transcript has 21 exons. Bases 21 to 3047 code for a protein of 1008 amino acids. Lineage: Eukaryota; Metazoa; Chordata; Mammalia; Rodentia; Muridae. Gene Ontology annotation, molecular function: ATP binding; protein kinase activity; guanylate cyclase activity. The record is from RefSeq and is a predicted model, not a curated record.
UCGCGGCGCUCGCUGAGGCCAUGCCUGGUUCCCGACGCGUCCGUCCGCGCCUAAGGGCGCUGCUGCUGCUGCCGCCGCUGCUGCUGCUCCGGGGAGGCCACGCGGGCGACCUGACCGUGGCUGUGGUGCUGCCGCUGACCAACACCUCGUACCCAUGGUCCUGGGCGCGUGUAGGGCCGGCCGUGGAACUGGCUCUCGGGCGGGUGAAGGCUCGGCCGGACUUGCUGCCGGGUUGGACGGUCCGCAUGGUGCUGGGCAGCAGCGAGAACGCGGCGGGCGUCUGCUCCGACACCGCCGCACCGCUGGCCGCGGUGGACCUCAAGUGGGAGCACAGCCCCGCAGUGUUCCUGGGCCCCGGCUGCGUGUACUCCGCUGCCCCGGUGGGGCGCUUCACCGCGCACUGGCGGGUGCCACUGCUGACCGCCGGCGCCCCGGCUCUGGGAAUCGGGGUGAAGGAUGAGUACGCGCUAACCACUCGCACAGGACCCAGCCAUGUCAAGCUGGGCGACUUCGUGACGGCGCUGCAUCGACGGCUGGGCUGGGAGCACCAGGCGCUGGUGCUCUAUGCAGAUCGGCUGGGCGACGACCGGCCGUGCUUCUUCAUAGUGGAGGGGCUGUACAUGCGGGUGCGUGAGCGCCUCAACAUCACAGUGAAUCAUCAGGAGUUCGUCGAGGGCGACCCGGACCACUACACCAAGCUACUGCGGACCGUGCAGCGCAAGGGCAGAGUUAUCUACAUCUGCAGUUCUCCGGAUGCCUUCAGGAAUCUGAUGCUCCUGGCCCUGGAUGCUGGCCUAACUGGGGAGGACUAUGUUUUCUUCCACCUGGAUGUGUUUGGGCAAAGCCUUCAGGGAGCUCAGGGCCCUGUUCCCAGGAAGCCCUGGGAAAGAGAAGAUGGGCAGGAUGGCAGAGCCCGCCAGGCCUUUCAGGCUGCCAAAAUUAUUACUUACAAAGAGCCCGAUAAUCCUGAGUACUUGGAAUUCCUGAAGCAGCUAAAACUCUUGGCUGAGAAGAAGUUCAACUUCACCAUGGAGGAUGGCCUGAAAAAUAUCAUCCCAGCAUCCUUCCAUGACGGGCUCCUGCUCUAUGUCCAGGCAGUGACAGAGACUCUGGCACAGGGGGGCACUGUCACUGACGGAGAGAACAUCACUCAGCGGAUGUGGAACCGAAGCUUCCAAGGUGUGACAGGAUACCUGAAAAUUGAUAGAAAUGGAGACCGGGACACUGAUUUCUCCCUCUGGGAUAUGGAUCCAGAGACUGGUACCUUCAGGGUUGUCCUGAACUUUAAUGGUACCUCCCAGGAGCUGAUGGCUGUGUCAGAACACAGAUUAUACUGGCCUCUGGGAUACCCACCUCCUGACAUCCCUAAAUGUGGCUUUGACAAUGAGGACCCAGCCUGCAACCUAGACCACUUUUCCACACUGGAGGUUCUGGCUUUGGUGGGCAGCCUCUCUCUGAUUAGCUUUCUGAUUGUGUCUUUCUUCAUAUACAGGAAGAUGCAGCUGGAAAAGGAGCUGGUGUCAGAGUUGUGGCGGGUGCGCUGGGAGGACUUGCAGCCCAGCAGCCUGGAGAGGCACCUUCGGAGCGCUGGCAGCCGGCUGACCCUGAGUGGGCGAGGCUCCAAUUAUGGCUCCCUGCUAACCACGGAGGGCCAGUUCCAAGUUUUUGCCAAGACAGCAUACUACAAGGGCAACCUCGUAGCUGUGAAACGUGUGAACCGGAAACGCAUUGAGUUGACACGGAAAGUCCUGUUUGAACUUAAACAUAUGCGGGAUGUGCAAAAUGAGCACUUGACCAGAUUUGUGGGUGCUUGUACCGACCCUCCCAACAUCUGUAUCCUCACAGAAUACUGUCCCCGUGGGAGCCUACAGGACAUUCUAGAGAAUGAGAGUAUUACCCUGGACUGGAUGUUUCGGUAUUCACUCACCAAUGACAUUGUCAAGGGAAUGCUCUUUCUACACAACGGGGCCAUUUGUUCCCAUGGGAACCUCAAGUCAUCUAACUGCGUGGUAGAUGGACGUUUUGUGUUAAAGAUCACAGACUACGGGCUCGAGAGCUUCAGAGACCCGGAGCCAGAGCAAGGACACACCCUCUUUGCCAAAAAACUGUGGACGGCACCUGAGCUCCUGCGAAUGGCUUCACCACCUGCUCGUGGCUCCCAAGCUGGGGAUGUCUACAGCUUUGGUAUCAUCCUUCAGGAGAUUGCCCUAAGAAGUGGGGUCUUCUAUGUAGAAGGUUUGGACCUCAGCCCAAAAGAGAUCAUUGAGCGUGUGACUCGGGGCGAGCAGCCCCCAUUCCGACCCACCAUGGAUCUGCAGAGCCACCUGGAGGAACUGGGGCAGCUGAUGCAGCGGUGCUGGGCAGAGGAUCCACAGGAACGGCCACCUUUUCAACAGAUCCGCCUGGCGCUGCGCAAGUUCAACAAGGAGAACAGCAGCAACAUCCUGGACAACCUGCUAUCACGCAUGGAACAGUACGCCAACAACCUGGAGGAACUGGUAGAGGAGAGAACACAGGCUUAUCUGGAGGAGAAGCGCAAAGCUGAGGCCUUGCUUUACCAGAUUCUGCCUCACUCUGUGGCUGAGCAGCUGAAGAGAGGCGAGACAGUCCAGGCUGAGGCCUUUGAUAGUGUUACUAUCUACUUCAGUGAUAUCGUGGGCUUUACAGCUCUUUCAGCAGAGAGCACACCCAUGCAGGUGGUGACCCUGCUCAAUGAUCUGUACACCUGUUUUGAUGCUGUCAUAGACAACUUUGAUGUGUACAAGGUGAGGUUAUGGGUAGAGCUAGGAAAGACAGGCAGACAUGGACAGUCAGAAAGUGUGCAGAGGGAUACUCUGAAACAAACAAAACAAAACAAAACAAGGCCAUGCUGUACGCCCCCUCGGGAGCUGGCCCUCAGGAUCCACUUAUCUUCGGAGACCAAGGCUGUGCUGGAAGAGUUCGACGGUUUUGAGCUGGAGCUCCGAGGCGACGUGGAAAUGAAGGGCAAAGGCAAGGUUCGAACCUAUUGGCUCCUCGGGGAGCGGGGAUGCAGCACUAGAGGCUGACCUACUACCCUGCUGUUCCUUGUCACCUCCCCUCCCUGAGCCAGCGAUGACACAGGUUCCUGUGCCAGCUUCCGCUUCUCCCACAGCAGCCCGGCCACUGUGGAAAGAUUAGGGACCUGACCAGCGCAGUCACCAGAUGUGACCUCUGAGAGAGGAUGGAGAUGGUGGGGACUGGAGGGGAACCCUUAAGUUUAUAGGGCUGACUGAAAUACCCAGUCACUCCCAUAGCACAUGCCCUGCCCUUAACCCCACUCCACUCAGCUGCCUAGAAGUGGACAGUGAUUCCUUCUCUGCCCUCAACUUAGCUCCACUGCGACUUAGAGGGAGGGAAAUUGCCACCUGAAGGAAAGAGAGAAACAGAUUCUCUGGGGUUUGCAGGAGGCAGGCAGUCCUGUGUCACAAAUACUCCCCUCACUCCAGUCCACCACCUGCCCCACCACUUCCCUUCCCACACAGUGCACUGGGGAGAAGAAAGGCUUGGGGUCGCCUUGCUUCUAUGAGCAAAACCCAUUAAAGUCUUUAUUCCUGUGACACAGUCUUUUCUUGGGAGAGAGAGGGUUUCUGGGAGACAGUCUUUCUCUACCCUCUGCUUCCAAAAGAGUUACCUUCAACUUUGUUUCUUUGUUAUUGUUGUUGUUACAAAUUUUAGGUUUUUGGUUUUUUUU